AACACUUUUAGUCACGUCAUAUUUUACUCCUACCAAAAGUUAUUUUCUGUUGAGAUACUUGUACUUUGAGUCAAGUAUCGCUUGCAGGUACUAUACUUUAUACAAGACUGCUCACAGGUGAGAGUAGGAGGGAGUCGGGGGGCACUAACAUUGGUUGACCGCCAGGGGGAGGUUGGAAAGGGGCUUUGUUCCCAACCCACCUGUACCUGAACGAAGGAGUGCAACUCGUCGUCCUCGUCCGACUCGAGGGCUACUUCCCCGUUUUCCUCCAGUAACAGCGGUAGCAGCAUUAGCGGCGGCCUCCCGGCGCCCAGGUAGACGUCAGCCAAGGCGGCGGGGAGCUGACUGAGCGAGUGGAGCAGCGCGCCGAGCAUGGAGCCGAUUACGGCCUGGAGCGAGGAGACGGUGUGCCAGUGGCUCCAAGGUCUGGACGCCCCCUUGGGUCGGUAUGCCUUGUCGGAGUGGCAUCUCUCCGGCAUGGAUCUGCUCCAGUUGACUUCGGAGGACCUGGAGAGGCUGGGAGUGUCCAAGAUCGGCCACCAGGAGCUGAUCCUCGAGGCCGUGGAGAACCUGUGCUCCUUGUCAUAUGGUGACACUGGGGAGAACCUGCAGGGCCUGACGGCAAAGUUGCGAAGCGUGGCCCACAACUUGCAGAUGGGCAUCCAGGGCCGCUGGCGCCAGAACAACUACGACGGGCAGAGUGCCACCAAGUUGUCCACCAGUGUGCUUCACGCAGUGGUGGAGCUCAUCGCCACUGCCAAAGGACUCUUCUCCUUACUGAAAAGGUAUCAGCUCUCCCAGCUGAGCGAACGUUCGACCAGCAAGAAAAUCUUCAGCCAGUGCAAAGAACUGGGGGCAAUUGUACAAAAGAAACGUACAAGUGUCUACGAGAAGGAGAAGGACAUCAUCUCUGUGUGCCGUCAAUUGGUGGUAGUGUGCGACGAGAUCCUGACCUGCAGCCCAGAGGCUCUACUCACCAACACCACGCAGCUGGAGAGCGUUGACCUGGUGCCCGCUUCACCAGGAGAUCAGCUGGGCAUUGAGAUAACAUCCAUUGGCUCCAGUAACCACUACGUGACCGGAACGGCAGCAGAGCCUUCAAAUGAUGUUGCAAAGAUCUUAGCUGGAGAUGAAGUGAUCAAAGUCAACAACCAGAUUGUGGUGGGCUGGAGCAGGGCUAACCUCGUGAAGAAGUUACGGGAGAAUCCCAGCGGCGUCACUCUGGUCCUAAAAAGGUCUUCCGGCUCGCUGUGUCGCAGAAGUCCGGGCCAGCACUUCUUCUCUUUGCAGGAGGAGGACUACUACAAAGAGGAGAGUUCGGAAGAAGAGGGGGAAGAGGACAAUUCGAGGCACUCCAUAUUUGAGAGGGUAGCAGCUUCUGUCCGGUCACUGUCUUUCAGGAGAGCCGUUCAAGGGCCAGAGGUGAUUGAAGAGCCUAUGGGACAGGAGGAGUCAGAGCUGUCUGUCGACAAGGAGCUCGAAGGCAGGCUCACUCCGCAAGGCGCUGCAUCGUCACUGUCAGUCUCAGGACAGUUUGAAAGUUUGGCUGGUUCGAGACUUUCCCCGGGCCUCACCCGGAGAAGAGACACGACGUCGUCACCAAGAAGCGUUUCACCCUUCGAAUUCUAUAGAGGUUCUUCACUGCAGGCAUUUAACCAGGAGAGAGCAAGUGUCAGUUCCUGUCCUGAAAUGGUGGGCCAUACGGGACACCAAGAGACAAAGAAGAGUUCUACCAAAGGAAUGACGAUGUCCCUCAGUCGACGCCGCGUGUCCUGCCGAGAGCUGGUGCUGCCCGACUGCGACGGCUGGUUGUGGAAGAAGAGGAAGGAGAGCAGCGUCUUCAUUGCCCAGAAGUGGCAACGCUUCUGGUUCGUCCUCAAGGGGCCGUCCCUCUACUGGUACACCAGCCAACAGGAUGAGAAGGCGGAGGGUUUGGUCAACGUUGCCAGUUACAACAUAGAGAGCGCUGGCGAGCACAAGAGGAAAUAUGUUUUCAAAAUGUGCCAUCAGCGAUUUCAAAACUUCUUCUUCGCAGCCGAUAAUGUCAGCGACAUGAGCAAGUGGAUUAACUGCCUCAUCACAGCCAUUCAGAAGCACAAAAAGCUGAGCCCAGGCCCAGACAGUGAAGAAGAGUGUUACAGUGAGACAGAAUCGGAGAAUGAGGGCUCCCCUUCACCCCGCAGGAGAAAUAAGAAAGUGCAGUCCAGCACCUUGCCUCGCCCCAAGCGCAUGACCAAUAUUAAGGUGGCUUUGCCAAGUCCUUCAACAGGGGGCAGCAAAGUCAUCCCAGAAGACGAGAUGGGCAAGAUGUUGAACAACAUCAAGGAAGGAGGCGUGUCCCUGAUGGGCCACGAGCAACCGUUUACGCACGACCACUUCAGGAGGUCGUUCAUCCGGCGCAACAAGAACCCCAUCAUCAACGAGAAAGUGCACACGCUCCGCGCCCUACAGAGCACCCUGAAGGCCAAAGAAGCUGAAUUACAGCAGAUCAACAAAAUUCUAGAAGGUUCCGCAGUGACGGCCUCAAAGUACCGCCAGUGGAAGAAGCAGAACGAAGAACUCGUUCAGGAAAUCGAGAGACUGGCCUCUCUUAGGCCCUCUAAAGUCGGAGACGCCGACACCGCCGCUGCCGACGUUGCGGCGCGAGACACGCCUGCCGACGAGGUUGCCUUGGAAACUGUCACCAUGGAAACAAGCGCUGCGGAGACAAAAGGCGCAUUCAGCCUGAACCUCAGCGACGGCGAGCAGCUGGUGGACGCCGAGACCUCAGAUGUUCUCCUGGAGCUCUCUCAGGGCUCUCCGGUGGAAGAGACCAGCAGUCCCGGCUUGGAACUCUCGCUAGGCUCUCUGCAGGAAUCCAUCAACAAGCAGCUGAGCGAGAUGAGGGAGAGCGGAGAAACGGCCGACACUUAUUUCUACAUUUAAACACAUCUCCUGUAGUGUGUGUCACUACAGAGAGAAACAGAAGGACCUUUGUCGGUUUUGAAACAGGCAAGAAAGAUUUACUUCAAAGCCCUUUUUACACUGUCUUGAAUAGCUACCAUUCAUCUGUGUUGUUGUAUAAAUGACACAGAAUCGCGGGGACGAAGUCAACCCAGAGGUAUCAGAGCCAUAAGGCUACGUUUACACUAUGUUACCGGCGCCCACGGCAGCCCCGUUGCACAAAACGAUAUGGUAGUGAGACAAUGCGGCCUGGAUGGGACAAGAAAAUGUGAAAGGCCAUGAUUGCCGUGGAUGCCUGCGAGAUCUUUAAAUUGUUAAAACAUUGGCCACGGCAGUCACAGUGCGGAUGAGAAACCUCUCGUCGGCCACAGUAAAAUGUGGUGCGCGCAACUAAACCUGACAUUACGUAAUAGUGCACAACACAACUUGGCGGCGGGUUAGAUGGGAAGCAUAUGUAUUGGUAUCUAAUUCACUUCACCUACAACUCUUCUAAAGCCAUGUGUUUAAUUUACCCACAAUGCCUGCCGUGGCAUACCUGUUUACAAGCAAACUGACAGGCCGUGAUUGCUGUGGAUGCUUGGGGAGAUUUUUAAAUUGUGACAGGCCCAGAGUCAAAGGUGCCAAAAGUACUCACACUCACACUGUACAUAAGUAUUAAGUACAAGUACUUGUGUAAAAGUAAAGAAGUCCAGAAAUUUUGACCUACAAGAGUAAAAACUAUUUUUUACUGCACACAUCCAUCCAUCUUCAACACAGCUUAUCCUGGUUGCUUAUCCCGCCUGUGUGACGUUUGCAUGUUCUCCCCGUGCCUGCGUGGGUUUUUUCCGGGUACUCCGGUUCCCUCCCACAUCCCAAAAACAUGCGUGUUAGGUUGAUUGAAGACUGUAAAUUGCCCGAAGGUGUGAAUGUGAGUGUGAAUGGUUGUUUGUUUAUAUGUGCCCUGCGAUUGGCUGGCGACCAGUUCAGGGUGUACCCCGCCUCUUGCCCAAAGAUAGCUGGGAUAGGCUCCAAGCACGCCCGCGACCCUAGUGAGGAGAAGCGAUACAGAAAAUGGAUGGAAUCAUUUUGAUGAGUUUGCACACUGGGGAAACAAAACCUCUGUACACUAAAUAGUCUCCUUUUAUUAACUCAGGCUUUUACGCUAUCAAAAUCUAAUUAACUCAAAUGUGGGUUUUAGGGCCAAGGAACACAACUGACAAAAGUUGUACUAUAACCGAUACAUAUAUAUAUGUAU
This is a messenger RNA of Phyllopteryx taeniolatus (common seadragon), 4177 nucleotides long. RefSeq names its product connector enhancer of kinase suppressor of Ras 1 (gene cnksr1). The record is from RefSeq and is a predicted model, not a curated record. Bases 373 to 2925 code for a protein of 850 amino acids. Gene Ontology annotation, molecular function: protein binding. NCBI's taxonomy places the organism in Eukaryota, Metazoa, Chordata, Actinopteri, Syngnathiformes, Syngnathidae. The transcript has 21 exons.